Messenger RNA from Penicillium olsonii, 2460 nucleotides. The record is from the annotation of a GenBank genome assembly. Lineage: Eukaryota; Fungi; Ascomycota; Eurotiomycetes; Eurotiales; Aspergillaceae.
AUGCGUCUCAAACCCUCAAUCCUCCUGACAUCGCUACUUUCAGCGACAGGGGCUUUUGCCAGCGAAGAUCCAAAGGAUGUCUCCGUCUUGAUCAGAGAGGCCGGACGCGCUAGCAAUGAUUCUCUGCUAUGGGGUCCCUACAAGUCGAACCUUUACUUUGGCGUGCGCCCUCGUAUCCCGAAAAGUCUUUCCGCAGGACUGAUCUGGGGUAAAGUGGACAACUACGCCGGUGCCCAGCAAAACUUUAGACACACCUGCGAACAAAAUGAAGGAAUGGCUGGAUAUGGCUGGGACGAGUACGAUAUCAGAAAGGGUGGCAGGGAGACUAUUCACGACGCCGAGAACAACUUGGACCUGACAAUCGAUUUCAUCAAGGUCCCUGGUGGCCAGCAUGGAGGUAGCUGGGGUUUCCGAGUCAAGGGUACACCCAGUGAUGGAAAUCCCCAUCAGCCUACGUCGAUGAUUUUCUACUCCACUCUGGAAGGAUUCGGGCAGCUGGGCGUUGAAACCGAGUCCUCUGAGAAUGGCAUUGAGGGCGACGUGAAGCUCGGGGGUUCCUCCAUGGAACUUGGCGAUUUCACCAUUGAGGUCACCAAUGGACCGAGCGAUAAUUCCCACCCUCGCUUUGAACACCAGAGCUCCAAAGAUAAACCCUUGGAACGCAGCAUUGUGAAUAGUGUUGUCUUUCCAGAGGAGCAACUUUGGCAAGCAAAGGGGAUUUUCUUCACUCAGAUGAAGGCUUCGGUCGAUGAGGCUUUGGAAGAGUAUGGAAAGGAGAACAUUCCGCCUCCUCCCCAACUUUUCACUGUCCCACACAAGCCUGGUCAUGGCAAUGCUCAUUUUGUGCAGAAGGUCUUUUCCGGUGAAUUCCAGUUUGAUGUCUUGUUUUCUUCGGGUUCUGCACCCAAGCCGUUGACCUCAGACGUUCUUACCAAGGAGAUCAAAGAAGCAUCUGAAUCUUUCUCUGAAACCUUCGAUCAACUCCUGCCGCCCCAGGCACCUUUUGAUGAACCGAAGUACUCCAAGUUCUCCAAGGCAAUGCUUUCUAACCUCAUCGGUGGAAUUGGCUUCUUCCACGGUGAUGACAUCGUGGAUCGCUCCGCCAAUCCCGCCUACGAGGAGGAGAAUGAAGGCUUUUGGGAGGAGACUGCCCAGGCCAGAGCUGCUGUUCAGCCCGUUCUCGAGGGCCCCAAGGAUCUCUUUACCUGUGUGCCUUCCCGGCCCUUCUUCCCCCGGGGUUUCCUUUGGGAUGAAGGCUUCCACUUGAUGCCUGUCAUCGAAUACGACACCGACCUUGCACUUGAGAUUAUCAAGAGUUGGUUCCACUUGAUGGAUGAAGAUGGAUGGAUUGCCCGUGAACAGAUUCUGGGCCAAGAGGCACGGAGCAAGGUUCCUCCUGAGUUCACUAUUCAAUACCCUCAUUAUGCAAACCCACCCACCCUGUUCAUGGCACUUGAGGCAUUCAUGGAUAAGGUCAAUGGCAACAUCAACAAGAGCACAGAGUCCGAGAAUUUGAGCAACCAAGAUGCCACUGCAAGCUUGCGCUCUGCCACUGUCCGACACCCAGAACUCUCACAGGCAUACCUCCGCUCCUUCUACCCACUUUUGAAGAAGCAUUACAACUGGUACAGAACCACCCAACGUGGCGAAAUCUCCUCGUAUGACCGUGAAGCUUUCUCCACUAAGGAAGGUUACCGCUGGCGUGGGCGUUCCGUCCAGCAUAUCCUGACCUCAGGUAUUGACGACUACCCCCGAGCCCAGCCACCGCACCCUGGUGAGCUGCACGUCGAUCUCAUCAGUUGGAUGGGAAUGAUGACUCGCACUAUGCGCCGUAUUGCCCAGAAUCUUGGUGAGGAGGAUGAUGUCGAGGAGUUCGCCUACUACGAGACCGCCAUCACUCGCAACAUUGACGAUUUGCACUGGGACGAGAAGGAGCAAACCUUCUGUGAUGCUACCAUCGACGAGUAUGAAGAGAGUGUCCAUGUUUGCCACAAGGGCUACAUUACCAUCUUCCCCUUCCUGACUGGUAUGCUGGGCCCUGACAGCCCGCGUCUUAAGGCUGUUCUGGACCUAAUCGGUGACCCCGAGGAAUUGUGGAGUGACUACGGUAUCCGCAGUCUGAGUAAGAAGGAUAAGUUCUACGAUACCGAUGAGAACUACUGGAGAAGCCCUGUCUGGAUCAACAUCAACUACUUGGUGUUGAAGAACCUAUAUGACACUGCGACUGCCUCUGGUCCUCACCAGGCCCAGGCGCGCGAGUUGUAUAACACUCUGCGCAAGAACCUGGUUGAGAAUGUCUUCCGCGAGUGGAAGAAGACUGGAUUCGCCUGGGAGCAGUACAAUCCCGAUUCGGGUAGCGGCCAGCGCACUCAGCACUUCACCGGCUGGACCAGUAUGGUUGUGAACAUGAUGUCCAUGCCCCAGCUGGCCGCGCCGCAAAAUGCCCAUGAUGAAUUGUAG